Molecule: messenger RNA, 1185 nt
Organism: Cutaneotrichosporon oleaginosum
Lineage: Eukaryota; Fungi; Basidiomycota; Tremellomycetes; Trichosporonales; Trichosporonaceae
Molecular function (GO): ureidoglycine aminohydrolase activity
Source: RefSeq, a predicted model, not a curated record
AGUCAAUGGUUGUCCGUCGUGAUCGGGGAAUGGGCACUGUUGAAAGCCGUGUUGAUCGGACGCGGCAUGCCGGUGCCUCGGCUUCCGCUCUGGAUCGCACCCACAUUGGCUCCCCCGCUUCCCCGCGAAUGCCCACCCACCUCGAGACAUUUAGUUAUCACCGCGUCCACCUGAAGCGCGAUCCCCAUCUCGUUCCAUUCACUGCAUUUCACCAUUAUCAUGCCCAACUCUUACUACGUUCCCAAGGGCGGUCUCCCUCCCCAGACCGACCUCACCACCGAGCGCGCCGUCUUCACUGAAGCGUAUGCCGUCAUCCCCCGUCGUGUGAUGAGCGAUAUCGUCACCUCGCUCCUUCCGCACUGGCCCAAGACCCGGUUGUGGGUCAUCGCCCGCCCUCUUUCUGGCUUUGCCGAGACUUUCUCACAGUACAUCGUCGAGGUGCAGCCCGGAGGUGGAAGCGACACCCCGGAGGUGGAUGCCGGGGCCGAGGGCGUUCUCUUCGUCGUCGGCGGCGAGCUGGAACUCACCCUCGAGGGCAAGGAGCACAAGCUGGCCGCGGGUGGAUACGCAUUCCUCUCCCCGGGCGCGAAGUGGAAGCUACACAACAAGGGUACGGAGAACGCGACGUUCCACUGGAUCCGCAAGCGUUACCAGAAGGCCGAGGGCGUCGACGUUCCCGAGUCGUUCGUGACUAGCGAGGACCAGGUUAAGAUGGCCGCCAUGCCUGACACCAACGACACCUGGUGCACCCAGCGCUUUGUUGACCCUACCGACAUCCGGCACGACAUGCACGUAACCAUCGUCACAUUCCAGCCCGGCGGCUCGAUUCCCUUCCCGGAAACCCACGUCAUGGAGCAUGGCCUCUACGUCCUCGAGGGCAAGGCUAUGUAUCUACUGAAUAAGGACUGGGUCGAGGUUCAAGCCGGGGACUUCAUGUGGCUUCGUGCCUUCUGUCCCCAGGCUUGCUAUGCAGGCGGGCCCACACGCUUCCGCUACCUCCUUUACAAAGACGUCAACCGCCAUGUGGGCCUAACCCUGUAGAAGCGCGCACGCCAGCGCAGCACGCCCUUGUAGGUUUGAGAGGAUGAUGACGACUCAACGAUAUCUUCCCGACUCUCCUGUCUGUAGCAUUUGGUAUGAAUGGUAUGUAGGUCAAUUCGAACAAGAUGGUGCGGCCAUGUCAUG